Molecule: messenger RNA, 1123 nt
Organism: Durio zibethinus
Lineage: Eukaryota; Viridiplantae; Streptophyta; Magnoliopsida; Malvales; Malvaceae
Product: protein phosphatase inhibitor 2-like
Biological process (GO): regulation of signal transduction
Molecular function (GO): protein phosphatase inhibitor activity
Source: RefSeq, a predicted model, not a curated record
AAUUAUACUCAUAUUCGUCCUCGACAUAAUACCUUAAAAAAUCAGUUCCCCGUGACAUCCCGAUUGAAACUUAAGACUCUGACGUCAGCGUAAAAUAAACCGUAGGUGGCGUUAACUCCAUUGCAUCGGGAUCCAACUGUAAUUACGGAUAGGGCAUAAUUGGGAAAAAGAAAUAAUAAAAAGUCAAGAAAUGAGAAAUAAAAACCAAAAAAGCAAAAAUUUUGCGGAGCUUUGUUAGUCAAGAGAAGCGAUCGAAAGUGGAUCAGGUUAAUUUGAAGCUUGCUGUUGGCACUUAGGAGUUUUCCAGAUGAAUAGGCAUGUAAGAUGGAAUGAGGAAAAUCUGGGGGAAAUUGAAGCAAAUAAACCUGUAAGGCUGAAAAUAACUGAACCCAAGACGCCAUACCACCCCAUGAUUGAUGAUGAUGGGUCGUUGUCUCCUGUAAGACGUAGUUUCAACGAUUGUAUCGGUGAUGCUAUGGAUGCAGAGGAAUUACGAUUUGCUUUAAAGGAUGUGGCUUCCUCGAGUAGAAAAACAACUGGGCCAUCUGGUGGCUGGACAUCUUCUGAGGAUGAGGCUGAGCCUAUGGAUAACAAAGAAGAAGAUCGGAGUGGUAUGAGUUUUAGGAAGCAAAGAAAAGCUCACUAUGAUGAGUUUUUGAAGGUAAAGGAACUGCGUCGUAAGGCCUCUUUCCUUGAGGACGAAGAUGAUGAUGUGGAGGGUGAUUCAUCUUCAUCAUUAAGCUCUGGUGUCAAAGACAUAGGCAUAGAAGACGGAACUGCAACUUUGCCUCGAAAGUCUUCUGCAUGUCCAGCUAAUGGAUUGUAGAAGUCAUUCAACUAGUCUGAAACCUAAAGGUGACUCUUUUGACAUCCUUUUGCGGUAGUUUGAUGGCAUUUUGGGGCAAAGAAAAUAGGUCUUUUUUUUUUUUUUUUUUUUUUUCCAUAUUUGAGUUCACUUGUACAUAAUUUUCCCUAAUUUGGCAUGGUUGUGUUGAGUCUUUCGCGCCUAUCUUUUGGUCUUCAACACAAGUAAAAUGCAAGGUUUUUGACAUUGGUUUGCACACUGAUUCAUAUGCUUCGUUGAGAUAUAUAUAUCUUCGCCACUAAACACCUUUCCUGGGUU